AUGGCGAUCUGUACUUAUAACGCACGUACGCUUGCAUCGGAAGCGGCCAUCGAAGAUCUGAUGAUGCAAGCCAAGAAGAUCAAGUACGACGUCAUCGGACUGACCGAGACGAGACGACGUCACCCUCUCAACGCCGUAUACGAAACUGGAGAAGAACUGUUCUUAGGAACAUGCGACAGUAGAGGUGUUGGUGGAGUUGGCGUCCACGUCAACACGAGUAUGGCAAAGAACAUUGACUCUUUCGCACAACUUACGACCCGAAUCGGACGUCUGCGGAUGAGAAGAUGUGGUCCAACACCAGCUUUGAAUAUCUUCGUCGCUUACGCUCCAACAUCGAGCUACGAAGAAGAACAAGUCGAAGCUUUCUAUAUGGACCUGGAGAAAUUCUACCGAGAAGAUCAUGCCUUCUACAAGGUCAUAAUUGGCGAUUUCAACGCCUAA
Molecule: messenger RNA, 441 nt
Organism: Necator americanus (New World hookworm)
Lineage: Eukaryota; Metazoa; Nematoda; Chromadorea; Rhabditida; Ancylostomatidae
Exons: 1
Coding region: 1-441 (146 amino acids)
Source: RefSeq, a predicted model, not a curated record